This is a messenger RNA of Penicillium alfredii, 975 nucleotides long. RefSeq names its product arginase. The coding region runs from base 1 to 975 and encodes 324 amino acids. Lineage: Eukaryota; Fungi; Ascomycota; Eurotiomycetes; Eurotiales; Aspergillaceae. The record is from RefSeq and is a predicted model, not a curated record. Gene Ontology annotation, molecular function: arginase activity; manganese ion binding. The transcript has 3 exons. Gene Ontology annotation, cellular component: nucleus; cytoplasm; cytosol.
AUGACGCAACCAUCGACUAUUGACUCGCGAUUCCUUAGUAACCCCAACCAGCUGGGCGUUGUGGCUGUUGGGUUCAAUGGCGGGCAGUGCAAGAAAGGCGUGGAAGCAGCGCCAAUGGCUCUGAUCGAGUCCGGGCUCCUGACACAGCUACGCGAGGACCUCGACUACGAGAUUCACCAUGACGACACGAUCCACUACUACGAGAACGACAUCCCCGCCGAGGACCCCGACCACCGGGGCAUGAAGAAGCCGCGCGCAGUGAGCGCGGUGACGCAGCGAUUGAGCCAGCAGGUGUACAGCCACGCCAAGGACGGCAAGUUCGUGCUGACGCUCGGUGGCGAUCACUCCAUCGCCGUUGGCACCAUCUCCGGCACGGCCAAGGCCAUCCGCGAGCGACUGGGCCGCGACAUGGCCGUGAUCUGGGUCGAUGCCCAUGCUGACAUUAACAUCCCCGAGAUGAGUCCCAGUGGGAACAUCCACGGCAUGCCCAUGGCCUUUUUGACUCGGCUGGCCCGCGGUGACCGGCCCGAUGUCUUUGGCUGGCUGCAGGAUGAGAAUAUCGUCAGUACGCGCAAGCUUGUCUACAUUGGCCUGCGCGAUGUCGACCGCGGUGAGAAGAAGAUUCUGCGGGAUAAUGGCAUCAAGGCGUUCAGCAUGCACGACAUCGACCGCCACGGCAUCGGCCGCGUCGUCGAGAUGGCUCUGGCCCACAUCGGCAACGACACGCCCAUUCACCUGUCGUUCGACGUCGAUGCGCUGGACCCGCAGUGGGCUCCGAGCACGGGCACUCCAGUCCGUGGGGGAUUGACGCUGCGCGAGGGCGACUUCAUUUGCGAGUGUGUGCAUCAAACCGGGAACCUGGUUGCCAUGGACCUGGUCGAGGUGAACCCCAGUCUGGAGUCGGUGGGCGCGACAGAGACCAUCCGGGCGGGGUGCUCACUGGUGCGCAGUGCACUGGGCGAUACUCUGUUGUAA